GACCCUGGCCCGAGCGGCUCCUCCCCGCUGCCACCAGCGGGAGUCGGCUGGAGCUGCGCGCAGGGAGAGCAGCCGGCAGCAUCAGCGCCUGGACACUGCGGCUCCUCACGUCACAUUAUCUAGGUGCAUCAAUGAGGAGUCCAGGGAUGGCUGUGUUCAAACAACAGAAGGUGGAAGACGUUUAUGAAAUUGGGGAAGAGCUAGGAAGUGGCCAGUUUGCGAUAGUGAAGAAAUGCCGAGAGAAAAGCACUGGAGUGGAAUAUGCUGCUAAAUUCAUUAAGAAGCGUCAGAGCCGGGCCAGCCGCCGGGGGGUGAGACGAGAGGAAAUCGAGCGGGAAGUGAACAUUCUGCAGCAGAUCUUGCAUGCCAACAUCAUCAAGCUGCAUGACGUCUACGAGAACAGGACAGAUGUGGUCCUUAUCCUCGAGCUAGUGUCUGGAGGAGAACUUUUUGACUUCCUGGCACAGAAAGAGUCUCUGAGUGAAGAGGAAGCAACCAGAUUCAUUAAGGAGAUUUUAGAUGGUGUUAACUACCUCCAUGCCAAGAAAAUUGCUCAUUUUGAUUUAAAGCCUGAAAACAUUAUGCUUCUAGACAAGAAUAUCCCCAUUCCACACAUAAAAGUCAUUGACUUCGGCCUAGCUCAUAAAAUAGAAGAUGGAGUUGAAUUUAAGAAUAUUUUUGGGACACCAGAGUUUGUAGCUCCAGAAAUAGUGAACUACGAACCACUUGGGCUAGCUGCAGAUAUGUGGAGCAUAGGAGUCAUCACCUACAUACUGCUCAGCGGCGCAUCCCCUUUCCUUGGAGAAACAAAGCAGGAAACUCUCGCCAACAUCACAGCCGUGAAUUACGAAUUUGAUGAGGAAUUUUUCAGUCACACCAGUGAUCUGGCAAAAGACUUUAUCCGGAAACUCCUGGUGAAAGACACGCGGAAACGGCUCACAAUUCAAGAAGCUCUCACUCAUCCUUGGAUAACGCCAAUGGACAAGCGGCAGGCCCUGGUGAGGCGAGAAUCUGUCAUUAACUUGGAAAACUUCAAAAGGCAAUAUGCCAGAAGGCGAUGGAAGCUCUCUUACAGUAUUGUCUCACUGUGCAACCACUUAUCUCGCUCACAGAUGAGAAAGGUCCCACUGAUGCAGGAUGAAAGUUUGAGAAAUUGUGAAAGUGACCAGGAAGAAGAUCUUUCCCAAAGAAAUGGCACUCAUCUGAGGAAAAGCAGCAUAUUUUAGUGUAUCUAGUAUUCACACUAGAGAGACAUGGGAGGAAAACCUCAUCUUGGCUAAAAACGCAGCCCUAACAGCAGAGCUGGUUUAUGGUCAGAUUCAGUGAUGAUGUGCUGCUCGCUUUUCAAAUUACACAGAACACCUGCAUAAUAUUAUUCAAGAUCCGCUGAAAACUUACAAAACUCGGGAGUCCGGAUUCCCUGAGAAGUGCGGCAGCACCGACACCAUCGGAAUAAUUUUACUUGUAGAGCUUUUCAUUCUUCUUCAAAUUCAUCUGUGAACUGUGAUAUCACCUGUAUCCAGAACAUUGUUUUCACUGACAUUCUCUUAAGUGUAGCGCAAUUCACAUUCUGAGCCAUAUAUAAGAAUGUGUGAAUUAAUACCAAAGGAUCAGCCUUUAUGGCAGUGAAGCUGUUAUUGCUUCUUAAGCAAACUUUUACAAAUAAUUGUUGUUGUUGUUAGUAACACAGAUACACGUGUCUGAGAGGUGUCUGCAAUAAUACCGCUAUCCUUGUUGUGAUGAAAAGUUUUUCCAUUUUAUCAUCGAAGGCGCUAGCCUGAUAGCAUGGAAAUGGUGUAAGGAGUGGACCUGGGUGGAUUUUUUUGCAGCAAACAGUAUGCAUUUGUCAACAAACUGAAACUAUUCACAGAAUCAAUGCAAAGGACUGAAUAGUUUGAGCAAAAAAUUUUUUUUCCAAAGACUGAGAUGCCAUUGGAGAAGUGGUGAUGCCGCCACUUCCUUAUAAGCUUUAGCCUAGUGGUUAGGGCACUCAUGCCAAACCCAGAUUCAGUUCCCCCUUCUACCUGAGAUGGAGAAAGGAUUUGAACUUGGGGCUCCCUCAGUGCAAAAAAGUGCCCUAGCCACUGGGCUAUGGAAUAUUCUGAUGUUGAGCUCGCUCAGUCUCUCCUGUUGAAGCAGUUUUACAGUGUAUAAAUAAUUAAAUAGUCAUUGGAGCAGGGAUUUGAUCUGGUGACUUCCACCUCCCAUGUGAGUGCCUCAGCCACCAGCUAUAGAGUCAGUCCCACACUCUGUCUGCCUGGACCAAUGACUAUUUGUGCUUUAUCCUAGGGACCACUCUCUAUAAAUCUGUGAAAAUAAGCUCUAUACUGGUAUAACUGCAUCCACACUAGGGGGUUGCACCACUUUAACUAUAUUGGUUUCUAAGUCAAUAUAGUUAAAUUGAUACCAAAAAUAUGUGGAGACCAACCCUUUAUUUUGGGUUGGAUGUAGCUAAAACCAUAAAGCAAACUGUUUGUUCUACAAAAUUUCACCUGAUUUGAACGGUUUUGUAUCAGUCAUCCCAAGCUUGAGAUUUUUACUGGUUAGAAUUGCAAGUUUGUGUUGAAACAUAACCCAGGUGAAUUUUGCCUGGCUUCAGGUUUCACUGUGAACAUUUUGCAAAGCAUUAAAAAUCAAGUUUGAGUCAUAGCUUUAUAUCCUUUUUUAAGUGGGGAUAAAAACAUGCAUAGUACAUGCAUCAGGAGGAAAUAUCCAGCAUCCAAGAAGGAAGAGGUAGCAUAAGUGGAAGCAGAAAGGAAAGUGUGAGGGGAAAAAAAAAAAAAAAAAAAAUUAAUGGAGAUAUCCCAUCUCCUAGAACUGGAAGGGACCUUGAAAGGUCAUCAAGUCCAGCCCCCUGCCUUCACUAGCAGGACCAAGUACUGGUUUUGCCCCAGAUCCCCAAGUGGCCCCCUCAAGGAUUGAACUCACAACCCUGGGUUUACCAGGCCAAUGCUCAAACCACUGAGCUAGAGGCACAAUGGUAAAUAGGUGGGAAGUAAUCAGUGAGGAGGAAUGACUGAAAGGGACAGCUAGGAAGGGGGUGGAUAGAUAAAGAACUGGGGAGGUUAGAAAAGACCGGAGGAGAAAAGGGAAAAUAGGGUUAGGAGGAUUAUGAAGGAAAGGGACGGAAAGAGGAGUGUUUCCACCAAAUGUCAGACCACAGUCUGAAGCAGCUGAUGUAAAAAAUAGGCUACCUCAUGUUCAACAGUGCUCUAGACCAUGGCUAAGUCUAUGGUAAUCCUCAGCCUGUAAAGCCUGUCUUCACUAGGAUAAAAAGGUUUGUUCCGAAUUUGAGUUACCAAACACAAGGUAAAACCCUAGUGAAGACAAGGCAGUUUGUUGUUUGCACAGGUUAGCUGGUUGAGGUUAUGAUUACAGGGGUGGCUAGGGUUUAUCUGCUAACUCACGAUAAAACUACAAGUGCCUUGUCUUUACUAGGAUUUUGCCUUGUGAUAGCUAAUUCAUGUUAAGAACAAACCUUUUUUCCUAUUGAAGACAAUGCCUAACUGACCAAUUACGGGGUAUCAGAAUUAUGCAGCAAUCUUUUUCUCUCAUCUAGAUUUCUACAAUACGUUCUUUGCUGCUCUUGACUUCCCUUACCUUGUUCUACUUGUUCAGAAGUCUGAUUCUAAACUCUUUGAGAUGGAGCCUCAGAUGGCAUAACGUGUCCUGCCUCCAUGGAAGUGGAUGAGCUAUGGCAAUUUAAGACCAGCUGAGGCUCUGCCUCAGUGUUUCUACUGUUUCCUUGCUCUGUCAUUAGCCUCAGUGACUGGCAUUGUCUUGGUAGCUCCUUUUUCUCUUUCCCCACAGAGAAAUAAGUGCUACAUCUUUGUCUUUGUUACAAGUUGCUUCCAAAAAUUCACUUAUCAUAGCAGUAGUGCCUGCUUCCCAACUGUGAUGAUAGUGAAGUAAAGGUUAGAUUACUGAGAGCUAGACAGACAUUGUGCAUGACAAAUCUGAACCAGCACUUAGAUACUAUGCUGAUAGGCCACCGGAGAAAAGUCUAGGGUAGGUGAUUGGAAAUAUGGACUUGAGCCUUGUUCGGAAUGUUUAUUGUAAAAUCUGAGAUUGCUUGCCUACUUUUUUUUUUUAAAUUAACUUAAUUCUGCUUUGAUCAACUGUUCCCUGAGUACUAAGCCUUGUUUUUAAUUGAGGACAACUGCCUUCUGUAGCUAGACCAGGUACUGCAGCAGCAUCUGAACACCGGAAUGGCAUUGUGAGGAACGCUGGGUUUGGCUUACUUGUCAGCAUCACUUUGCAGAACAAACACUUCUCUUUGCACUUUUUAUAUUGAAGAGUCAGCCAGGUACCCAACAGAGCAAUGUUUCUACCCAUUUUCUUCUUUGCUUACUCUCUACAGUUCUCUGUGUAUAAUAUUUAAUAUCUCCCAAAUUAAGGUAAAUUUUCUAAUGAUUACAGUUUAGGUCACUAAGAAUUCGUGUUUAUUUCAGUGUACAAGGAAUUUAUUUUUGUGUUCACUUUCAGGAGAGGGAUGUUUCAUGUGUCCGAGCCACUUGGUCAUAUGUACAUCUUUAAAACCCUCCUUAAUUAGUUUACACUGUUUGUACAGCAGUAUGCAUUAUAUCUGAUUCUUCAUCUCUCCCAUCUUCUAAAGUCCUGAGCCGUUAUCACUUUUCUAAAUAGGUAUCCAGACAGCCAGUAAUUGCUGAACACUGGCUACAAUGCACCUAUAUCACAUGGACCAAGCAAAAUAUCAAUUCUGUUUUAUGCAGUAUUCUAGAUAGCCCAAUUGACUAUUAAGGAUGAAAGGGGAUUAUAAUAUUACAUUAACAUAAAUGGUACAAAUUCAAUAUUAAAACCUAGGUUUUGAUAAAUGUAUAUUGUACAAUCAUACUGAGGACUUCCAACACUGUCCGUAGUGUGUUCUAUAUGUUAUAAUAUACCACACUCAAAUAAAUAUAUAUAGCUUUAUUAGCUGUUGUGCUGAUAUUUUAAUGUACCAUUGCCUUAAUAUUAUUGUUAUUUUCCUGGUUCCACAUCUAAAAUUAUACUUGCUCUUCUACUCACUCACCCAGUACCUCUGUGUUUACAAGCUAAUGGAGACCAAGUCUUCAGUGUAUUGUUCAGUUACCUAUUUUUAUAUUUUUUUUUAUAUAAAAAUAUAUAAAAAUAGGUUGUGUAGACUUAAACAUUGGACUAAAAGUGAAUUUGCACUGUAGUAAUGGAUACAUAAAGAGAGAAUAGUGCAUAGGAAAACUAUUUUCUUUUCAUUCUAUAGAGGAAUAUUUAUAAAGAGAACACUAAAAAUAUAUAUUUGAAAAAUCAAUGGCUCCUCCACUUGUCUCCCAGUUUCUAAGUUCAGGAUUCUCUUUGUCCUGUCCCACGUGAUGGUGCUCCGAUUAGCCUGAGUUUAUCAGAAAGAAUUUAAAGACAUGCUGAGCACCCACACCUCUAAUUUGAAGUCUGCAUGAAAAUCAGGCCCCUGAGCCCUGGUUAUAGUAACAUCCUGGAUUAUAACAUCAGACAUUGCUUUGGGCCCAGUCCUGUGAGGAGUUGAAUGCCCUCACCUCCCACUGAAGUCAAGAUGAGUUAUCAUUUUUCAGGAUUUUGGCCUUUAGUUUUGGCUGUACCCCUGUACAACUAAGGACAUGAGUAUGCAGUAAUAACCACAACUGUACUGUCACUCUCAGAUAAAACAGCAUUGCCCUCCUUUCCUUACUAUGUUCUGUGAGCCUGUAGCUUCACAUGACUUGUGUGGGAUGUGGCGUUCAGUGCAAGGGAACCACCAGGGGGUGUUAUAGAAAACACUCAUAUUUGAGCAAAACUAUUUCCUGAUCUUUUUUCAAAUACUAAUUCAAUGCCUGUGUAUAUUUUGGAGGUUUCGGUGCAAACUCUAGUCACUGAUUUACUAGUACAUUUCCUUCCAAAUGUAUUUGUAACUUUGGAGUCUAUACCUAUAUAUUCUGUUGGGGUGAAAUUCACUCCUGUGCAGAAGGGCGAGUAUCAGGCAUAAGCACCACUUAGUUAAGCUCUAUCUAGAAGACUUACGUGGUUCAUAGUCCUCGUCCUGGCUCUGUGCAUAGUUGUGAAUUUCACUCUUAAUGAUUUGGAAUCUUAAAUACAAUUAUCCUAGUACAACAGCCUUGAGUUUCCCCUUGAUACUGAAAGUAGAAUGUAAGAAUUUACUUCAUUAUAAUGGUUGCACAUAUUACAGGACUUGCCUCUUUGGGAGAAGAUCUAUAUUUUUAAUGCAUGCCUGGCCCCUUGGGAAUUUGAAGAAGAGGGAUGCAAUAGUCUGAUUUAUAAUAAAAUAUUUAUUUAUUCUUUAGUCAAUUGACAUAAUUUGGAUAUUUUAUUAUUGGCGCACCCGUGCUGUUUCUAACCUCUGUACCUAUGGUUUUUAGGAGAAAUACUCAGAUUUUUAUUGAGUACCUGGCAAGAAUACAAACUCUGUCAGAACGCAUUAAAUAUAUUUGUCAUUCUGAUUUGCGAAUAAAACUUUGCAAAAUAUUAA
Molecule: messenger RNA, 6475 nt
Organism: Malaclemys terrapin pileata
Lineage: Eukaryota; Metazoa; Chordata; Testudines; Emydidae
Gene: DAPK2
Product: death associated protein kinase 2
Exons: 12
Coding region: 132-1226 (364 amino acids)
Biological process (GO): protein phosphorylation; intracellular signal transduction; positive regulation of apoptotic process
Cellular component (GO): nucleus; cytoplasm
Molecular function (GO): ATP binding; protein serine/threonine kinase activity
Source: RefSeq, a predicted model, not a curated record